Messenger RNA from Sporisorium graminicola, 2379 nucleotides. RefSeq lists its product as uncharacterized. Lineage: Eukaryota; Fungi; Basidiomycota; Ustilaginomycetes; Ustilaginales; Ustilaginaceae. Bases 1 to 2379 code for a protein of 792 amino acids. The record is from RefSeq and is a predicted model, not a curated record. The transcript has a single exon.
AUGGCGCCAUCAGCCCGGGCAGGCGAAUCCAUGUCCAGCAUAGCCUUCUCGAUGAAUCCUCGUGACUCUCGUGUCGUCAGCAUCUACGACAAGUACCUCUACGAUCCAAAGGACCUCGAAUCGUCUGAUCCACGUCGCCGUGAACUCGCUCGCAAAGCGAGUCAGCUCAAAUUGCACGGUCGCCCCGCCAACGACAUGGACGCCAACGGCAUGCGAUCCACCAAUCAGUCUCAUCCCUUCCCGCUUCAGCGUAAAAGCGUCAUCUUCUCUCACAACACCAAGACUGCCGACGGCCAUGCCGCCAGUUCCGUCAAUGCUGGUGUUGGCCCCUCCAGCCAUCGACCCAGCUACGCAAGUGCUUCUUCCGAACAUCUUGAUCACAGCCAUGACCGAGACUCGGGCGCUUUCGGCUUAGGUCUGGGCAUGCUGGGUGGAAGCGACACCGAGUCGGACUCAGACAGCGAUGAUGAUCGUCCUAGGCCAAACAAGACAACCGUCAGCAAGGCGCAGCACAGUCAGACAACCGACAGGCCCGAGAGCUGGACAGAUCGCGCAGUCGCUGUCGGCCAUCGUCCCCCUGACCAUGCGUCUCAGAACCCUCCCUCGCUCAAACUCAUGGCGCUUAAAUCGGCCAAACAAGGCGGCGGUUCCUUCGACGCAUCCCAAGACGAGAGGCAUAGCAGGCUGACCGUCGAUAACAAUGCUGUAGAUCGCACCUCGCGACAUGGCAGCACCAUCGGCUUUGCUGGUGCACCCAUAGACCCUCAGGCUCCCUCGCGGUCGGUUGAUCCGCUUUCUGGGUCCAAACGAUUCAGCGCCCGAACAGCCUUGACCAAACAGCUUGGUCUCGCCACCCCCAAUCCAGAGCCAGUUGGAGCACCAGCCCAUCGCGGUCCUUCCCCUGACCAGCGCACCACCCCGCAGGACUACUUUGACAGUCGCGCUCCUAGCGCCACUCGGGCCCGCUCGCCACAACGCAAUAACGCUCCUCCGCCCAUCGCCCGAGCUCAACAGCAAAACUUUGCCCCCCCGCCGCACAAUGCGCGCGGAAUGCCCUCACCCAUGGGUUCCCAACCUGGAUCUGCUACGACUCCCACCAGCGCCACGCCUCUGCGUUCGCCAGGGUAUGGUCCUUCAGCCACGCCAUCCCCUAACCGACCCUAUGCCGCAGGACCUAUGCCGCCAAAUGUUUUGCAGCGAGGCGCGCCUUCGCCUUACGGCCAAACACGCCCACUGGGACCUGGUGCGCCCGGUGGACUCGGCGGUCCCCACCAGCAGCCUCCGUACAACGGCCCGAAUCGUCCUGCUCCUGGCUCUCACCAUCCUUCUUCGCUUCAGGCCGGUCCAGGCGCGAGGCCACCUCCCAACAACAUGCAACGGGGACCCGGUCCGCAAGGCCCGAAUGGCCCCGGAGCAAGAGUUCCUCCAGGAGCCAACGGCGGCUUUGGUCCUUCCUUUUCCGACGCUCCUGGUCCUUCUAAACGUCAGUCCAUCUUUCGCAGGUCCAUGGCCAUGCUUGGUGGUGGCCCCCAGGUGGGCCCUCCCGGCAAUGGCGCAGGUCCUCCCAAUGCUUCGCGUUCUCAACCCGGACAGAAGCGACAGUCCUUCUUCCGAAGAAGCAUGGCCAUGCUCACCGGAAGCAACGGCGCUUCCAACCAUGCCAAUGUUCCACCGCCGCAUCAAGGUGGCCAGCAGAUGCGCAUGCCAGCUCCCGUCGUCCCGCGUGCACCUUCUGCGCCGCGCGUUCAGGGCCUGCAGAACGAUUUCGAGAAGCCAGAUCACCCGCGAAAGUCGCAGUUCCUCGGGGCAGGCGGUGAAGGAGCAGAGUGGGAUACUGACGGCGAAGGAGCCAAAUUCUGGCGUCGCUUCUCCAUGGCGCAAAGGACAGCUGGCUCGCACAAGCUUGAGGAUGGCAGCAAAGCUUGGAUGGCAAGCGUGGCAAAAGGAAAGAAGAAGCUCAUCGUCAUGGGCGUCAUUGGGAUCAUCUCCUUGGUCGGCAUCAUCGUCGGCGUCAUCGUGUGGAGGGAGAUCGUCGCUCCGUCCGGAUCCAACUCGGACGAGCCCACGUCGAUCUACAAAGCGAACCUCGGUGCGAAGGACAACCCGGCGUCUACAGGUUCCACCGUCCGAUCGGCCGCCACGUCGACCAGCAAAAAGGCAAAAGCAACCGCCACCUCUUCCGCCAGCUCCAGUUACUACUCCAGGUCGUUGCCUGCCGAUCUCAUGGCUGAAGAUGUAGUCAAGCGACACCAACGUCGGGUCCUCACGCGCGAGCUCGGCGCACAGAGAAUGCGCAAGCGCCACUUUGGCAGAGCCAUCGAUGCAGCAUCACCUCCGCAGCAGCAGCAGCAGCGAUCAUCGCUCGCCGAACUCGACUAG